ACAAUGAAACAAAGGGUCGCGAAGUAAAUAGGAAUUCACAAAUCGUCAAAUAUUCCUGUGCCCAACCUCCCACUGACAUUUGUCAGAUGCUUCCCAUUCUAUCAGCCUGAUUCUCUGAAUUAAAACGCGCACACAAAUGCAGAAACUCCUGACAGAAUCAAUCCAAAUUUACUUUCUGUUUUGUGCUGGUAAAAAAUGCACCUGACAAUCAACUCUAUUUGAUUUGGAGCAGGCUAUUCUUUUCCCAUGAACAACGUACUUGAAAGGCAACAUUCCUUCACCAGUUGGUACCAUUGAAAGCGAUAUAUUCACUAAAUCAAACUUUAAGAAAGGUGACACUACAAUUCUUUAAGACAUGUGACAGUACAAAGAAUAUUUCCUGAAAUAUUUACCGUUGAUUAUUUAGUAUGAAGGGAACAAUAAUAACCUCUCUCAAAACACAAAGUAUUGGAGGAACGCAGUGGGUCGGGGAAAUGGACGGUCAAUGAUCCGGGUCAGGCCCCAUCUUCGAUUGAUUGCAACUGCUGCGUCCCCCGCUGCCUUCCUCCAGCACCGUGUAUUUAGCUUUAGAUCGCAGCAACUUCCAUUAAUAGACCCCAGCAGUGAAGAACAAAAUCGUACGAGGUUUCCAAAUAAAUAUAUUUCGUGUCAAAGCUUAAUUGCAAGACCCCAACCUAUGUUGCAGAGUGAAUGAUCCUUUUGAGUGAAUGGAUCUUUUCAGAUAGUAACAAGGAUUUUCAGGGCACAAUGCCCUCAGUACGUGUCUGCUUUGACUAUCAAAGUUAAAUGCUGAAAACAAAUCGAACCGUUAUUUGCAGGAAUUGGGGGUUAUGAUUGUAGACCGUUAAAUAUUUAGGGGAGCAGUCCAGCUUUAAGAAUUACAACUGUAGUUAUUGAAAAGAACUUGUCGUGUCGCUGUCUACCAAUGAGAAGCUCCAGUGCACAGAUUGAUCCUUUGCCCCUCCCACUGCCCAGAACAAAAACGUCAGACGCGACGAGAAAGGCGAGCAGUGGCCGCGUUUUGGUGGCAGAAUAAAGCAGAGAAGGAUAGAUUUACCGUGUGUUUCCUUACGGCUUUCAAGAUAUGUGAUUUUCUUUAUCUUGUGGUAAGAACAUUUUUACGGAUCACCCGACGAGAGGCGUGGUUUUGGACAUUAGCUGACUGCGGAACAAUGGCGUACAAAAACCAAAAAACGAGGUUUGCCUGCAAUGUGUUUGCGUGUAUGUUACUGGUAUGUGCACCGGAUCUAAUUACCGGGCAACUUCGUUAUUCUAUUCGCGAAGAAAUGGCAGAAGGCGCUUAUGUUGGAAAUAUCGCUCUAGAUCUGGGUCUGAACGUACGGCAAUUGUCGGCUCGCAAGUUACGACUAAGCUCUGAUGACGGAGGACGGUACAUGAAGGUUGGUUCAGACAAUGGGGUAUUAUCUAUUCAUGAAAGAAUCGACAGGGAACGUAUUUGUAGGCAUGCAGAUAUGUGUACCAUGUAUUUUAAAACAAUACUGGAAAAUCCUUUGGAGGUGUACCGCGGGGAAGUAGAGAUUCUCGAUAUCAAUGAUAAUCCUCCGAAUUUCGGAGACGGAAGCAUCGCCUUGCAGAUAUCUGAAGCGAUUGCACCCGGAGUACGUUUCCGUCUUGAGAGCGCGGAAGAUCCCGAUAUUGGAAUAAAUACCGUCACCGCCUACACAAUCAGUUCCAAUGAGCACUUUAGUCUAAAAACGCAUACAACAGAAGAUGGUAUUAUGGUAGCCGAGUUACUGUUAGAGAAAUAUUUAGACCGAGAAGUCCAAUCAUCAUAUCAACUCUUGCUUGCAGCGGUUGACGGUGGGAUCCCUCAGAGAUCAGCCACAGCUCGGGUUCUCAUUACUGUAGUGGACAUUAAUGAUAAUCCACCAGUGUUCGAUCAUGAUAUUUACAGGAGCAGCUUAAGUGAGAACGCUCGGCAAGGUGCCAUUGUGAUGAAAGUCAAUGCAAAUGACGCGGACGAAGGAAUGAAUGCGGAGCUAACGUACACUUUUAGUGAUGUUGCUUUGCGAAGAGCGCGUAAUUUGUUCAGUUUAGACCCAGAUAGUGGGGAGAUCCGUGUAGAAGGACCGCUGGAUUUUGAAGAAGCAACUAGCUAUUCUCUAGAUAUUCAAGCUGUAGACCACGGUUCACCUGCAAUUACUGGACACGCAAAUGUGCUGAUCAAAGUCAUUGACGUGAACGAUAACGCACCCGAGAUUAAGGUGACAUCAGCUUCCAACAAAAUUCCGGAAAAUGCUCCACUAGGAACACUCAUAACGUUCAUUGAUAUUAUUGACCGUGAUUCUGGAGAGAACGGCCAAUUCCACUGCGAGAUACCGAAGAACGUCCCAUUUAGAAUACAAGCAGCAUCGAAAUUGGUUACCAGUGAAACGUUGGACCGUGAGGUGAUUUCUGAAUAUAUAUUAGUAAUUACGGCAUGGGACUUGGGGUCGCCUUCACUGACAUCUAAUAAAACUAUCCGAAUUGCUAUCACCGAUGUAAACGACAACGCCCCGCGGUUUGCUGCAUCCUCCUACAAUGUCUAUGUGAUGGAGAAUAACGCUCCGGGUGCAUCAAUUUUCGCAUUAACUGCACUAGAUGAUGAUCAGGAGCAGAACGGCUAUAUUUCUUACUCUUUUGUGAACAAUCACAUCCAAAACCUGCCGGUAUCCUCUUACCUGACCAUCAACCCCGUAAAUGGAACGAUUUACGCGCUGCGUUCCUUUGAUUAUGAGAAUUUCAAAAACUUCCAGAUCAAAGUACAAGCCCGUGACGCCGGGGUGCCUCCAUUAAGCAGCAGCGCCACAGUGAAUGUGAUCAUCCUGGAUCAAAAUGACAACGCGCCGGUAAUUGUUUCACCUUCAGAAGAGAGUGGAUCAGCAGCAGCGGAGGUCGUGCCCCGGUCAGCGCGUCAAGGUUACUUGGUCACCACAAUAAUGGCAACCGAUGCAGAUUCUGGUCAGAAUUCGCGGCUCUUUUACCAGAUGACGAAAUCUACCGAUGCCACUUUGUUCAACGUUGGGCAAAAUUCCGGCGAAAUCAGAACAGCACGGAAUAUUUUGCAGUCCGAUAAUCCUUUACAAACUCUGGUCAUCUUGGUGAAGGACAAUGGGCAGCCAAGCCUGUCCAGUACAGUUACAAUGAACAUAAGAGUUUUGGAGAACAGUACUGAAGGAAUCACCGAAAGCAGCACCUUGAUGAAAAAUCCAGAAUAUUUCGCUGAUCCAAAUGUUUACUUAAUCAUCAUAUUCAGUUGCACUUCCGUUGUCUUUCUUCUGAUCAUCGUUCUGUUGAUUGGCAUCAAGUGUAAACAGGACAGAAGCAUUAUCCAAGGGUACAACACCCCCAAUUAUUGUUACAAUCGUGGAGACUUGCACGGCACGCUUAAUGGAAGACCUAUCAUGGAGGAAACUUUACGCUAUCCCGGGACGGGCCGGGUGGUCCGCGUGCCGGAACCGCAUCAAUAUUCGGUCUGCCUGUCUCCAGAGUCAGCGAAAAGUGAUUUCCUCUUCUUGAAGCCAUGCGGCGCUCCCACGUCUCAGGCCUAACGAUGUGUAACCUCAAGUAAGACGCACCUUAUUUGGGGCCAUUUAAUCUCAAGGAAUGUGAAUUCAUUCGUGAAUUAAAUAUUUAAGAUUAUAUUAUUUUGUGCAAUUUCGCUUUCAUUUAAAUUGUGCAUUUGUUGUAAUGGUAAAAUAUAACUUUUAGCAAAUAAAAUACACUCGGCUGAGUGGGAAU
Messenger RNA from Leucoraja erinaceus (little skate), 3741 nucleotides. Its product is annotated as protocadherin gamma-C5-like. Gene Ontology annotation, cellular component: plasma membrane. Gene Ontology annotation, molecular function: calcium ion binding. The transcript has a single exon. The record is from RefSeq and is a predicted model, not a curated record. Lineage: Eukaryota; Metazoa; Chordata; Chondrichthyes; Rajiformes; Rajidae. Gene Ontology annotation, biological process: homophilic cell-cell adhesion. Bases 1173 to 3551 code for a protein of 792 amino acids.